Molecule: messenger RNA, 2190 nt
Organism: Vidua macroura (Pin-tailed whydah)
Lineage: Eukaryota; Metazoa; Chordata; Aves; Passeriformes; Viduidae
Gene: BOLL
Product: boule homolog, RNA binding protein
Exons: 12
Coding region: 1115-2005 (296 amino acids)
Molecular function (GO): RNA binding
Source: RefSeq, a predicted model, not a curated record
CUGUAGUGCUGUUCAGUGAAUGAUCACAGAAGUACACUUGACACAAGCAAUAUUAUUGGUGCUUUCCCUCCAGUUCAGUAAGGGUGGAAAAAAGAGUAUUUUGAGUUGAAGUAUUUUGGGUAGUGGUCAUUAAUGUGUUAUUUUCCAGCUCUCUUGAGCAAACCAGAAAUUUUAUCUCUAAGGUCAUCCCAGACCCACAGCUGUUUUCAAGCUAUCCUGCCUACUCAAGAGUCUUUUGGAAACCUUAGGAAGAUUCUUUGAGUUGAAAUAGGACUUUUACUUCACAUUCAUGGCUGUUAAGUCUAAACUAUGUUUUGACCCCCCAUCAAACAUGGCCAAGCCAGGUAACUGCCUCCCUGGGCAUUUUUGUAUUUCUCCCACAGAGACCAGGUGAAAUGCGUUACCGUGUUUUCCUCCCUGUUUCAAGCCCUAGUUGGGACGAUAAACCCAGCUGGGAUUUGUCUCCUGCCUCGCCAGGUGACGAGGAAAUUGCUGGAGGGAGGUUCCUGGGCUGACCCAGAGCUUCGAAGCACGGCUCCGAAAGGUAGUACCCUCCUCAGAGCUACCACCCCGGGGAGCGAGGUCCACCGGGACCACCCGCCCCGGCGCUGCUGCUGCGCGGAGGCUGCCGGUGCCACGGUACCCGCGGGGAAGGGAGCGCAGAGCAGCUGGGCCGCUCGACACCCGCUGGGGCAUCGGCUCAAGCGGCCGGGCCUCCGAGCACUGUAGCGGCCGCGGGCCGCCCGCUCCGGGAGGCGCGGGUGGAACGGCAGCGCCAGGGCCUUGAGGCGGGGAGGCGCCGGGGCAGAAGCACGCCUGGCCGCCCCGUCGCAGCGAUCCCGUGAGAGUACUCGGCGGCUGCGGGGAGAAGGAUUUGGGAAAGGGGAGAUUUCUCCGGGGAAGGUGGGCUGAGGUGUGUGAGGGAAGGGGAGCCGGCGGGGCGCCGGGGCGAGGAAGGCCCGCUCCGUGGCGCUCAGCGCCGCCGCCAGGCUGUGCCUCCCCCGCCCGUUAUAGGCCCGUCCCCGCUGGUGCGCGUCAGUUGGGCGCGAGGCGGAGCUGAGGAGCGCGGCGCGUGCCGGGAACGUGCCGGGCGCCGAGGCGGCUGCGAGGACCGAUGGAUCCCGAGGGCGCGGCCACUGAUCAGAUGCAAACAGAAUCUUCACCUUCAUGUCCCAACACUGUGUCACCGGUGAGGUUAAAUAAUCUGAUCGGUUCUCCAAGGUUUGGAACAGUUACUCCAAAUCGUGUCUUUGUUGGAGGAAUUGAUUUUAAGACUAAUGAAAAUGACCUGAAGAAAUUUUUUGCUCAAUAUGGCAGUGUGACAGAAGUGAAGAUAAUAAAUGACAGAGCUGGAUUCUCAAAGGGGUAUGGCUUUGUUACGUUUGAAACCGAAGAAGAGGCUCAGAAGAUUUUACAAGAUGCUAAAAAACUCAAUUAUAAGGAUAAGAAAUUGAAUAUUGGACCAGCAAUAAGAAAACAAGUGCGGAGUCCUAAUGCUCGUUCUGCUAUGACACCACAAGCUGGUACAAUGUAUGCAACUACUGCUGUAUCACCAGAAGCUGGUACAAUGUACUUGACCACUUCGAGUGGAUAUCCAUAUGUUUACCAUAAUGGAGUGGCUUAUUUUCAUACAUCUGAAGUCUCUCCUGUUCAGCAGCCAUGGCCAUCUCGCUCUGUUUCCAGUUCACCUGUGAUGGUCGCUCCACCUGUUUAUCAGUCUCCUACAUACCAUUAUCAGGCACCAACACAAUGUCUUUCAAGUCAGUGGCAGUGGUCUGUUCCACAGUCUCCUACCUCUUCACCUCCACUUCUGUAUCUGCAACCAUCUGAAGUCUUUUAUCAGCCAAUAGGAAUUAACCAGGAAGGUGGAUCUAUGUCUCUACCUCUCCUAGUGGAAGCUGCAGUUCCUGAGCUGUAUUCUGAUCAUGGAGUUCAAACACUACAUCACCAGCCCUAUGUCCAGAGUCACAUAGCCAUGCCUGCAGCUUCCUUCCUGUGUGGCUGAGAUCCAUCAUCUCCAUAACAGCUAGCAGCUGCCAGUUGUGGCAUUUGGGGAAUUGAGGUCGCAUUCUGUGAGAAGAAAUGUUCUGCAUCAUUCGUCUGUGAGUCUGAAACCUCAGUCUGCAUGAAGUCAUCAGUUUCAUCCAGAAAAAUUACAGAAUGGAAGAUAAAACUUCACACUACCUUCUA